Cyclopterus lumpus (lumpfish) is the source of this 1761-nucleotide messenger RNA. RefSeq lists its product as uncharacterized. The transcript has 2 exons. NCBI's taxonomy places the organism in Eukaryota, Metazoa, Chordata, Actinopteri, Perciformes, Cyclopteridae. The coding region runs from base 118 to 1608 and encodes 496 amino acids. The record is from RefSeq and is a predicted model, not a curated record.
AGAGUUCCCAUUUGGAUCCCCAUCAGAGGCACAUCCCAGCAGGAGGGAUAUCACUUCCACCAGGCUCAGUGGGUCACUGGAACACGUGUUUCCCCAGAGCUGUUUCAAGCACAGGGGAUGACUGGCGUGGCGCGGUGGAAUUACCAGCGCCUGGUGGACUUGAAGCAGCCUGGUGUCCACCUCCCAGCCGUCUUUGAUCCUGCAUUAAUGGCCCAGCUCAACGCAGUCUCCGAACGGGUGUUGGGACACAUGAAAUAUCCAGCAUUUCAUCUCUCUAGCAGAGACACUGGAGAGAAGUUUGGCCUGCAGUACUCUGAGCCAGGUUGCCGCCCAAUUCCUGUGGACUGGGACAAGCACAGGACCAAGACAGACUCUGCCCCGGCCCUGAGUCCACCUCCUCAAAGCAGCGCGCCGACUGCCCAGUCAUCCUCAUCCUCAAUGGCACCCCUGAAGCUGUUUCAGUUUCCUCCACGCCCUGCUGCAGAUUCUGCUGUCAAACCAGACGUGACUCCCGGGCCUCAGACAGAUCCAGAAAAAUGUCGGCCGUCUCUGCCCCUGCUGUCCUCACCGACUGCCGCUCGCACUGGACCUGUGAAGACAGGAGGGAGAGUGUUUGUGUUGGACCACAAGCGGUGGCCGGCCCCCAUGAAGGCAGCUAUAGACAACCUGCUCAAUGAACACCGUGGGAUGAAGGACAUGCUCAAGCUUGUGGACCAGGGCUAUGCUGCUCUAGUUCACAACUCCUGUACAGACCCAAACAGCAUGCUGCACCCAACAACAAAACAUCACAUCUUACAAUAUGUAAAACACCUCUGCAAAUUACUAAACACCAGCUCAUCUUUGAACACCAGCCCAGAAAAACUGCAAGAGAGGCAGGAACUCUGGCACUCUCUGACAAAGGGCAGUGAGACUACCCGUGUGCCAGUUGUAACUAUGCCUGUUGCAGUCGUUAACCCACCGCCACCUGGUCAGACCCUUACGAAAGCCUCCAUUGAGGAAAUUGUCCAAAACAUCCUAGACAAGCAACAGCAGCAUCAGCAGCAACAACAACAACAACCAGUGCACAAAAAGAAGCAGACAAAAACGUGCCUGUCCUGUGGCCAGCCAAAGUCCAGGUAUGAGAAUGAUGGUUCCUCCAUCCACUUCUUUUACCAGCAGGGCCCCGUCAGGUACUUUUACUGCUCCACUAAAGUUUUUAAAGCUUAUGGUGCUGAAGGUCUGACAAACCCCAAAAUGCCCUUUAAAGACUUUGCAGGAACAAAGUUCUUUCAGCAGGAACUGUAUUCCACAAAGAAAAGGGUGGAGGAGAGAGGCCAGCAAAAGAGGAAGAGGACUGAAUCUCAGCACACGGAAUCCCGAGACACUGAAUCCCAGCACACUGGUCCAAGGUGUCGCUUCUGUAGGAUGGGACUGAAGCAGGGCCCAAACAGUCCUCAUAUUCACACCGGGUUCCCUGGAGUAACAGGGAAGUACGUGUAUUGCCCUGCUAAAGUAUUUUCUCUGUACAAAGACCAGGGCAUGGAGAAGGAGAUGACAUGGAGAGAGUUCCAGGUGUCUGCCUUUUAUGAGACAGAAAAAAACAGAUGGGCAGUUGAAAAGAGAAAAUAAGAGAAAUGGGGAGUGUUCUGUCAUGUAUAUAUUCUCUCUUUUUAAUAUUUACAUUCUUUUUACAAAUUUGUGUUGUGUUUGUUUGACCUUGCACUAUGGCCUCUGUUCAAUAUUUACUGUCCCUGUUGUGGUGAAUGAAAAUAUUUCAUGGAC